AUGGCCGGCUCUCGGGGGAUUACCGCCGAAAGGCAGACAGGUCCAAGGACCCGCAGCAGCAGCCGGAGACGGAAGAUAAAGGCGGAGCUAGAAGCACGCGGCCGCAACUCGCAAGAAGUAUGGGAGCUGCAGCAAGAACUCCUUGUGGGAGGUGCAAGCAAAGCUCUCAUGGAAGCCGCGCGACAGUUACUGCAGGCGGAGCACUACCAGGCUGUUGUGGAGGAGCGGUCGUUGGAUGGGCUCUGCGGAUACCCUCCUUGCAAGAAGCCCACCCAAGCUGUGCCUGAUCAAAAGCGCUGGUCGGUCAAUUACUCUGCCAGGGAGGUGAUCAGUGCCGAAGAGGUCAGGAAGUACUGCAGCCAAGAGUGCAGACUGCAGAGCUGUAGAUUCUGCACAAGCUUACAGCCUGAUCCAGUGUACAUCCGUCCUGAUUCUGCUGUGGUUCGCUCUCAAGAGGCCAUUACUGCCAGCAAGGCUCCGCAGCAGAAAGCUGCGGAGCAAGAGGAAAGACCUCAUGCGGUUGCUGAACUUCCCAAGGAGCCUAAGGUCGACAAGGCGGCGGAAGAUCGUCCGCUCCCCAAGGUGCGACCUCGGGCUGUGGUGCGUUUCUCUCGGAACCAGCAAGUUUACACCGUCCAUUACCACGAGUACGAUGGCGGUGGUGCGCUACCUGACGUGGCGCCCAUCAAGGAUGAGCCGCGUGCCUCACAAAGUCGGGGCGGUCGGCUCUUGGGAUCCCUGGUGCGGGAAAGACCUGGUGCCGAGGAGGGUUCCGACAAGAAGGCUGCAGCAAGAGCAGAUACUCCGGCGAGCCCUCAGGAGGACGCACCGGCUUCCGCGGACAGCGAGGACGAGGCCGAGGCUUUGGGUUACAGC
Messenger RNA from Symbiodinium pilosum, 876 nucleotides. Lineage: Eukaryota; Dinophyceae; Suessiales; Symbiodiniaceae. The record is from the annotation of a GenBank genome assembly.